Colossoma macropomum (tambaqui) is the source of this 3634-nucleotide messenger RNA. RefSeq names its product itchy E3 ubiquitin protein ligase b (gene itchb). The record is from RefSeq and is a predicted model, not a curated record. NCBI's taxonomy places the organism in Eukaryota, Metazoa, Chordata, Actinopteri, Characiformes, Serrasalmidae. Gene Ontology annotation, molecular function: protein binding; ubiquitin protein ligase activity. The transcript has 21 exons. Bases 927 to 3122 code for a protein of 731 amino acids. Gene Ontology annotation, biological process: protein K48-linked ubiquitination; ubiquitin-dependent protein catabolic process; protein K29-linked ubiquitination.
CAUUGAAAUUGGCAAAAUACUGGUAAUAUUUGAGUGUGUUCUCUGUUGAGGAUGUGUUAACUUAUAUUCACUUAGAAAAUCAACAGAGCAUAGCGUUUGACCAGGGGUGUUUAUAUAAACACCUUUAGUAAUUCUGGCCACAGACUCUUCCUUUGGCUAUAAGAUUCUUUGGCUUUGUAGGCUGAGUGGCCAGUGCUGUUUGUGGGUAUCACGAAGAAAGAAACCGGGCACUUUCUUUAGCAGUUUCGAUUGUUGUUGGCUCAGUUUGUCAAAUGAGGGCUCUCAGUUCCUCCUUUAAACUCUAAACUCAUCUGACAACAGUCUGUGUGUGUGUGUGUGUGUGUGUGUGUGUUUGUGUACGCGCGCGCGUGUGUGUGUGUGUGUUUUUGUGUGUGUGUUUGUGUGCAUGAGAGAGCGAGUGUUUUAGCCACUGAAUGGUUCAUUGUUUGUUCAUGUGUUUGUUUUCGACGUCCUGGGAAUCGUGCGUUUGUUUGUUCUUGUCCUCUGACUGGUGUCUCCCAGCGUGCUUGGUCAGCAUAUGUGCAUGUGUGUAUGAGCCUGUUUGCAUUAUAUGUUUUAAGAGAUCGGAUAAGAACUCACUGUCUGACAUCCGUGACGUGGACGCCGGUGUUUUAUUUAUUAUUGUUGCUGCUGAGCUGUUUCUAUGAGGAAGCAGAUACUGUUACAAAGAGCACCUUCACUCUGCUGCUGAUCCACUAAAAUACCUCAAGUCGGACGAUGUCGCUGGCUGGGCCGAGGCAGGGUUCAGGUACUCAGACCUUUUAGAACAGCAUGGUUGAAUGAAUGGACCUGGGAUUUAAACAGAAGCUUGUUGCACAGUGUGUGAUGUGCAGCAGACGCUGCCGCUGUGUACAGACAGAGACCAGACGGACGUGGUGGGGGACCUGAGUGUGCGUCUGGAUGGCAUGCAGGUCGACCCGGACAUGUUCGCCUCCGCUGAAGCCAAUAACCAGAGCCUGUCAAACGGAGACUCACAAAAUAAUGAGGAAAUCAGUAUGAGGAGGAGUAGAGAAGGUUCCCCGACGGUGACGGAUGCUCAGGAGCGACUCUCCACCCCUAACGGACGAGCUGUGAAUGGAACAGGGUCUCCCUCAGCAUCAGUGAGGGGGUCACGACCCUUAAGGCCCCCAAGACCCUCUAGACCCCCACCGCCUACCCCACGCAGACCAGUCUCAAUGCCAGCAUGCACUUCUAAUGGUUCAGUCCCUGAUGGCGGUGACUUGGCACAUGCAGAGACACCAGUGCGGAACCCUAAUGCCACUACAGCAGCGGCUGUCGACUCCACCCCAGCAGUCAACCACGAACAGCCCGCGCAGCCAGCCCUCGCAGUCACGCCCGCACCCAGCAGGAUGCCCGUCGCCACAGGCCCGCUACCACCAGGGUGGGAGCAGCGAGUGGACCAGAGUGGCCGCAUGUAUUUUGUGGACCACGUGGAGAAGCGGACAACGUGGGAAAGACCAGAGCCUCUGCCUCCAGGGUGGGAGCGGAGAGUGGACCCUUUGGGUCGUGUUUAUUUCGUGGAUCACAUCACCAGAACCACCACGUGGCAGCGGCCCACCAUGGAGACGGUGCGUAACUACGAGCAGUGGCAGCACCAGCGCAGUCAACUGGAGGGGGCCAUGCACCAGUUCAACCGCCGCUUCCUGUUAGGGGAUCAGGCCGCUGCAGCUGCUGUUCAGAAUAAGGAGUUUGACCCAAUGGGCCCACUGCCGCUUGGAUGGGAGAAGAGAACAGAUGCCAAUGGCAGAGUAUAUUUUGUGCACCACCCUACUCGCUCCACUCAGUGGGAGGACCCUCGCACUCAAGGGCUGCUGAAUGAGAAGCCGUUGCCGGAGGGCUGGGAGAUGAGGUUCACUGUGGACGGAAUCCCGUACUUUGUGGAUCACAACAGAAGAACCACCACCUACAUUGACCCGCGAACAGGAAAAUCAUCACUUGAAAAUGGCCCUCAGAUCACUUAUGUGCGAGACUUCAAAGCCAAAGUACAUUACUUCAGAUUCUGGUGUCAGCAAUUAGCUUUGCCGCAGCACAUCAAGAUCACAGUUAGCCGUAAAACACUGUUUGAGGACUCCUUCCAGCAGAUAAUGAGCUUUAGUGCCCAAGACCUUCGCCGCAGACUGUGGAUCAUCUUCCCUGGGGAGGAGGGACUAGACUACGGUGGCGUAGCAAGGGAGUGGUUCUUCCUGCUGUCCCAUGAGGUGCUAAAUCCCAUGUACUGCCUGUUUGAGUAUGCGGGAAAGGAUAACUACUGCCUGCAGAUCAAUCCAGCCUCGUACAUCAACCCAGACCAUCUCAAAUACUUCAAAUUCAUCGGCCGCUUCAUUGCUAUGGCCUUGUUCCAUGGGAAGUUCAUUGAUACUGGCUUCUCGCUGCCUUUCUAUAAGCGCAUCCUCAACAAACCUUUGGCCCUUAAAGACCUGGAGUCCAUCGACCCAGAGUUCUACAACUCUCUGAUCUGGAUCAAGGAGAACAACAUUGAGGAGUGUGGUCUGGAGAUGUUUUUCUCUGUGGAUAAGGACAUCCUGGGGGAGAUCACCACUCAUGACCUGAAACCAGAUGGAGGCAACAUUCAGGUGACGGAGGAGAACAAGGAGGAGUAUAUCAGGCUGGUGGCUGAGUGGAGGCUGUUGCGCGGUGUGGAGGAGCAGACGCAGGCCUUCUUUGAGGGCUUCAACGAGGUCCUGCCUCAGCAGUACCUGCAGUACUUUGAUGCCAAAGAGCUUGAGGUGUUGCUGUGUGGAAUGCAGGAGAUUGAUCUGGCUGACUGGCAGAGAAACACCAUCUACAGACACUACGCUCGGAACAGCAAGCAAAUCGUCUGGUUCUGGCAGUUGGUGAAGGAGAUGGACAAUGAGAAGCGCAUGCGCCUGCUGCAGUUCGUCACCGGGACGUGCCGUCUGCCCGUGGGGGGCUUUGCUGACCUCAUGGGGAGCAAUGGGCCACAGAAGUUCUGCAUUGAGAAAACCGGGAAGGAGAACUGGCUGCCCAGGAGCCACACCUGUUUUAACCGACUGGAUCUGCCACCUUAUAAAAGCUACGAGCAGCUGAAGGAGAAGCUGCUGUUUGCUAUCGAGGAGACGGAGGGCUUCGGGCAGGAGUGACGUGCUGAACCGCGGUUGGAUGGACAGGCAGCGAGAAAUGCCUUAUGGAAGAUUACGCAUAUAUACAUACACACUGGAUAUGAUGCCACGAUGCAGCACUUUGUGUGUGUGUGUGUGUGUGUGUCUAUGUGUGCGUGCGUGUGUGUGUGUGUGUGUGUGUGUGUGUCUAAGGACCCCCAUGCCUUGGCUGUCUGGCACACAGCAGGUGAUCAGAAAGAACAGUGGAUUUUGCACUCUACCAAAUCCUAUUCCGAUUCUGUACCUAUUGGGUAAACCUGUAAGGAUGUGCUUUUUCUAGACCACUACUCUACAUCAGAGCCCCUUUGAAGUGCACUUUCCCUCAGCUCCUCUCAAAAAUCUUUUAAAAAAACAAUUUGCACAUAACCAACACCCCUUGUAAGCUAGAAAUGAUGCCAAAAAUGUACCUUUAAUGUAUUCAAAUGAACUGAGAAUCCUACUUUGAGUGGAAAUGUCACAGACAUUGAAAAAAAAAAACAAUAUUCUAGAUUUAC